Molecule: messenger RNA, 1822 nt
Organism: Anopheles nili
Lineage: Eukaryota; Metazoa; Arthropoda; Insecta; Diptera; Culicidae
Gene: grsm
Product: probable aminopeptidase NPEPL1
Exons: 1
Coding region: 7-1587 (526 amino acids)
Biological process (GO): proteolysis
Cellular component (GO): cytoplasm
Molecular function (GO): metalloaminopeptidase activity; manganese ion binding
Source: RefSeq, a predicted model, not a curated record
CGCACGAUGAGUCUUCUUAAGUUUCACCGUACCCUACAAACGAGUGACCCGCUCACCGUGCCGGUGCUGAUCAUCGGUCAGCUCCGUCACUUGACUGAUCUACCGUUCGAGCGGAUCAGCCCAAAGCUGGGGUCGCGCGUGGAACAAGAAACCUACACUAAGGCCGUCUCCAGCUUGCAACCAGCUCCGACAGAUACGUGUUCACUAUAUCUGGAUGUGGCCCGUGUUGCCGCCCUUCCAUUGAAAGCAUCGCGGCACAAUACAGCCUCGCGUGCCCACUCUAUCACGAAACUUAUUCAAUCGAACACAACCGGCGGCAGUGAGUCGAUUGUAGUCGUGUGUGAGAAGCUGGACUUGCUUGCGUCUGCCUGUGCCGUUGCGAGGGCUUUCCCCCUGUACAGCCGGAAAACGUCCAAAAGCUCGAAUGUCGAGCCACCUCCAACGGUUCACAUUGAGUUCGUGCUGAUCGGAGGUGAAGAUCCCACGGAAAGAGAGAUCACGGAGGAAGACGUGCUGGUGCUCGCGAAUGUGACUGUUGGUAUCCGGUUGGCAGCCCGAAUUGUCGAUGCUCCGUGCAACGAGAUGAACGUGUCCGGGUUUCUCUCCGAGGUCGAGGCAAUUGCGCUUGAGCUUGGACUGAAAUCGAAGAUCAUACGCGGGAAGGAACUGGAGGAAAAGGGCUUCGGUGGCAUCUAUGGCGUUGGCAAGGCUGCUGUUGAUCCUCCGGCACUAGCCGUGCUUUCAUACGAACCGAAAGGAGCCACCGAAACGGUGGCUUGGGUCGGCAAGGGCAUUGUUUUCGAUACUGGCGGCCUCAGCAUCAAGGGAAAGACAGCUAUGCCCGGCAUGAAGCGCGAUUGCGGUGGUGCUGCGGCUAUUUUAGGUGGUUUCUAUGCCGCCGUCAAGAGCGGAUAUCGACAAAACCUACACGCGGUAUUUUGUCUGGCGGAGAAUUCGGUCGGCCCGGAAGCGACACGGCCCGACGACAUCCAUCGACUGUAUUCGGGCUGCACGGUGGAAAUCAACAACACCGACGCCGAAGGACGGCUUGUAUUGGCGGACGGUGUCGUUUAUGCGGACCGCGAUCUGAAGGCUAAUGUCAUCCUCGACAUGGCGACAUUAACGGGGGCGCAGGGUAUAGCGACUGGAAAGUAUCACGGUGCGAUCCUGACCAACAGCGACGACUGGGAGGCGAAAGCCCUGGAAAUUGGACGCCGUACCGGUGACAUGCUCUCCCCGGUCCCGUACUGCCCGGAACUCCAUUUCAGCGAGUUCAACUCGGCCGUUGCCGACAUGAAGAACUCCGUUAUGGAUCGGGGUAACGCUCAAGUUAGCUGUGCCGGACUGUUCAUAGGGGCGCACCUUGGCUUCGAGUAUGGCGGUUCGUGGAUCCACGUGGAUAUGGCUUCACCGGUACAUAACGGGGAACGAGCGACCGGAUACGGUGUAGCCUUGCUGGCCGGUCUAUUCGGGGAUCACAGCAAGUCAACGAUCCUACGCGGCAUAGCUCACCAACCGAUGGUGCAAAGGAACAAACUGGCAGGGAACGGAACUGAGCCACCUUUGAAGAAAGCUUGCUUGGAUUAAACGGCUGCCAGUUCGGAUGGAACCCUAACAUUCUCAGGUAGCUGCAGGUAGAAGAAAAUUAACGCACCAUGGAUUGAUGAACUAAGGGUCAGAUUGGCAAUCAAGAACUGAAUUUCGUAAUUUUUUCACGUUUCGUAUUUCAUUUUUUUUUUGUAUUUUCCUCUCUAGCAUAUGUGAUUAUGAUAAGAGGAUAGUUUUUCUACUAAUUAAAAUAAAUAAUUGUAUUCAAUCCAAA